CUUAAAGCUCAUCUCGAGAACCUGCAUCUGCGCUCUGCGCUGAAGCCCUGCGCGUCGGAGCGGAUCUCUGGAUGUGGUUUACAAUGGGACCGGAUCUCACCUUACAAACUGUCGCACGAGGAAAACUAACAUUUACAUUAAACACUGAGACGAGCUGCACUUGCAAAUGGAUGUUCACAGAGACGUGCUACGUUUUAUCUGACACUGUGUGAAGCUGCUUGUAAAGCGUAAUUUCGAAGUUUAGUACAAUGCGGAAACGCAAGGCUUGUUUUUCAUUUCGGUCCACGAUUUUACGGUCCAACUGACCUUUAUGUAACUAACUGAAGGCGCGUUCGUCUGCGAUCUUGCCUGCGAGCAUCAUCCGUGGAAAGCACUUGGAAUCAGCAUCACCAAUGGCUUGAUCAUCCGGUUCAUUGUCUUUGAAAUGGAUGAUAGAUCCAACAAACUCCUUUUAGUUCCUGUUUUGACCGUUUUAUUUGUCAUGAUCGGUUAUCAGUACAUCUGUCCAGCAGGGAGCACGUCCUGUCGGUUCGGUAAUGGAGAGAGUUCUCCGUUCUCCAAAUAUCCAGCAGACGUCAAGAGAGACUCUCCGGAUCCGGACGAGGACGCUCCGUUCAGAUUCCCGUCUAAAUUCAACUUCACGCGCGAGGACCUCUAUCGCCACGUGGAUUUCGACAUCAAGGGGAACGACGUGAUCGUGUUCCUCCACAUCCAGAAGACCGGAGGAACGACGUUCGGGAGGCACCUGGUGCGCAACAUCCACCUGGAGCGCCCGUGCGACUGCCGCUCCGGACAGAAGAAAUGCACGUGUCACCGGCCCGGUAAAGCGGAGUCGUGGCUCUUCUCGCGCUUCUCCACGGGAUGGAGUUGCGGGUUGCACGCGGACUGGACCGAGCUCACGAACUGCGUCCCUGCUGUGAUGAAUAAAAAGCAAAAGAAAGACGCGCCACUCAACAGACGGAACUUUUACUACAUCACGCUGUUGCGAGACCCUGUGUCGCGUUACCUGAGCGAGUGGAAGCACGUGCAGCGCGGCGCCACGUGGAAGACAGCACUGCACAUGUGUGACGGGCGUCCUCCCACUCCAGACGAGCUGCCGGCCUGCUACAGCAGUGAAGACUGGACCGGCGUGUCUCUGGAGGAGUUCAUGAACUGUCCCUCGAACCUGGCCAACAACCGACAGACUCGCAUGCUGGCUGAUCUCAGCCUGGUGGGCUGCUACAACCUGUCCUCCAUGAGUGAAGAGCGGCGCGCCGAGCUGCUCCUCAGCAGCGCCAAGCGCAACCUGCUUCGCAUGGCGUUCUUCGGCCUAACUGAGUUCCAGCGCAAAACACAGUUCCUUUUUGAGAGGACGUUCGGCUUGCACUUCAUCACCGCCUUCACUCAGAUUAACGGGACGCGGGCGGCCGGGGUCACGGUUGGGACAUCUACCCGGAGGCGCAUAGAGGAGUUGAACGCUUUAGACAUGCAGUUGUAUGAAUAUGCGCGGGAGCUUUUCUCACAGCGCGUGCAGUACUGCCACCAUCAGGAGCGGCAGGAGGAGAGAGAGAGGAAACGACAGCAACGCAGGAGAAUGAAGGAACAGAAAGCUUCACAGAUUCAACAACAGGAGGAUGACGAACAAAAAGACUUGGAGCAGGAAAAUAUGGAGUUAACUGGGGUGACGGAGGACUACAGCAGUCAGGUGGUGCGGUGGUGAUUCUGUGCUCUCUGGUUCCGUUCAGAAUAACAUACGACUCUUACUAACUUGAUAGUAUAUAGUAUGCAUACUGUGCAGAAUAUGCAGUAUACCUACUAUCCACUUUAAACAGUUUUUUCCAUUGAACCGUUUUGGGUUCCCCAUUGAACCUUUUUAGUGAACAGUUCUUAAAAUAACCAUUUUUCCUUACUUUUAAGAAUUUUCAAUAAUCUAUUGAACCAUUUCUACUAUAAAGAACCUUUUAUAGAAUGGAAAGGUUCUAUGGAUGUUAAAGGUUUUUCAUGGAACUUUGCAUGUCAGUAAAGAACCUAAAUGUGCAUUCUAAAGAAGUUUCUGUAUAGUGGUUAUUGGAUUUUGAAAAUAUUCUUCACACUACAAAAAAAUGAAAUAUAAAAAUAUUUUAAGAAAAGGUUAAGUGAAAGGUUCUUUGAGGAAGCAAAAAUGGUUCUUCUAUUGCAUCGCUAUGAAAGCCUCCCUUUGGAACCUUUAUUUUUAAGAGCACGCUGAAAUGGAAGAACCGAUUAGAUGGAGCAAAACAAAUGUGGAUGUUUUUUUACUUGACAAAUGUGGUGCAAUGGCCAAAUAUGUCCAUCUGAUGCAUGUUUACAUAGCUCAGUCGUUUAAAAAUAGCACAGAUGGAGCACUAAAAAACACACAAUGUGAAUGGGCCCAAAGCAGUAUGUGCUUCACCUUCACUUAAGUGAGCAUCAUCUACACAUUUUUGGCACUGAUAUGUGCUUGUUUGUCACUCUAAAACUUUCUUAGACUAUUUAUUGCUGUCCUAGCCAUGCAUCAUUAUGUAGUUGCAGUUUAACCAUGUAAAGAUUAAAUAGUCAGACAAAUUCAUUUUUGAAAUGAGAGAGUUUAUUUAUGGAACAGGUUUAACAUGGUUUUUCUAAAAAAAGUAUGUAUGGAUGUCUUUCAAGUAAUGUCUUUUUGCAUAUCAAAUAUGAAACAGUAGGCUUUAUAGGGUUAGUAUUUGUAUUUAGCUUUGUUUCCACUACUCGAACACCCUUGAAUUGCAACUUAUUAUUUGAGAACCACUGCAAGGAAUGAGGUUAUCAAACAGUGCAAUGUGCUUAAGUUGACAUUGCUUUCUCAGAGUCAUCAAUGAAACAGAAGUAAGAUUAACUGUGAUUUUCAGUUGGUAUGCACAAUAUAUCGGUACCAUAACAGUUAGCAGAUAUUAAGGAUUUUUGCUAAAAGGCUUCCUUCCACAGUUGCCAUCCUUCACAAAACUUAAUAUCUACAACUGUUUUACCACAGCAAACUGUUUCAAUACAAGCAUUUCAGUCAAAUGUAAUUUAUGCAAUAUUUCAAACCUUUUACCCAUGGGAGAAAAUCGACCCACCACAACAGUUGAUUCUGUGGGAAAUAAUGGACAUGUCCAAGAGAAAGAGGACGUAUGGUCACCCUAAUUUAUGGUCAAACCAGUAACCGUUUCAUCCCUAGUUUCCAUUCACCACUAUAGAAGUUUACCCAACUAAUGAACCACAGAAAUGUGAAAAAGGCUACUUAGCACUGUUCAAUGCAGUAAUUAACAAAUCUCAAAAUUAAUCUACAUUUCCGUACUGUGUUAUGAUGUUGUGAUGCUUAAAGGUGCUGUAUAUGAUUUUUUGUACUAAAACUGUACUAAAACCAAAAACGACCAUGUUUACAGAUAUAUAAGAAACAUGAAAAGCAAUGCUACAGCAAGUCAUUCUACUUUGAAAUGUGUGUUCCAUGUCGGAAUGUCUGUUUUUGUUUUGGUCUGUUUGAUUCCACGCUCAUCAGCUUACAGUGCAAGGCCUGUCUCCUUCAAUGGUCAAUUGCGCUCCUGCUGUGUGUCCUCAAUCUGGCAACCUGCAUUGAAUGUCAGUCAAAUCUGAGGAGGAGGCUCUCCAAUAUUUGGAAUUAGCUGUCAGAAUUACAUACUGAACUUUCAAAUUCACUUGUUGCAUUAAAAAAAAGAAAGUCUUUGGUGUAAUAUUUAUAUAAUUUAGGUAAAAUACUAUAGUGUUUUAAUAUCAGCCAUAACAUUAAUAUACUAUUUGGCUUAUUGGCUUAUCAGUAUAAUAAGUUACAGAAUUUCAAUAUCAGUCAAAUAUUAAAUUUUAACAUCUACUUAUUCACUCAUUUUGUUGUUGGUUUGCCAAAAGUUGCAACAUUUUUGCACACAAACGACAAAAUAUAAAUGUAGGUUUCCAGCUUAAUAACUGUUAUGUGACAGCAAUGUAGCAUACUACAGAAACAUUUAUCAUGUGUGUACUGUGUCACUGACUUUUGUACUGCACAGGAUUCAGGUAGUAAGCUAUUAUUCUAUUCUGAACAUAGCCUCAGUCUGUUUUCAUUCAUCUUCAUCCUCUCUAACAGGUCUUCUCCUCUUGCGUCUGAUGGUCAGUAAACCCAGGCUCAUUUAAGACCAUCAUAAAAAAAACCUCUCUACCAGCAAUUGUAAUGUUUAAAUCUAUUCUGAUGAAAUUGAAAACGUGUUUCCCCCGCAGCAUUAUUUUCUGUUCUGCACGUCACAAUAUGGCUAGCUAAAGCAGUUGAAAGAAAGAUGUCUUUCCUCACAUGUGACCAAAAGAUCAUUAAACCGUUAAAUCCAACUGUAUUUCACAACCAAUUCGUACGUAUUUUACGAGGUGGCUUAUUCGUACAAAUUUGUACGACCUCACUCGUACGAUUUUAUACGAUUUGUCUAAACCCCAGUGUCGGUUAGGUUUAGGGGCGGGGUUAGGUGUAGGUCAUUCGUACAAAUUCAUACGACUUGUGCAACUCGUAAAAUACGUACGAUUUGGCAAAAAUUGUAUGAAUUUGUACGAGUGUGGUCUUACGAAUUCGUACAAAUAAGUCACCUUGUAAAAUAUGUAUGAAUUGCCGUGAGACCGGGUUGGUUAAAUCCCAAUUCAGACAUUAAAUUAUCCAUAUGAUUUGUCAUUAGAAACCCUUUGAAAUAAUAAUACUUUUUAAUAAUUAUUAUAUUAGUGCUACCAGUAUUAUUAAAAAACGGAAUUGUAACUUAUUUGUAAAAUUUCAACUUUUAAUUUAGUGCAAUAUUUUGCAAUUGCAACAUUUAAGUGCAUUUUUCACUAACAACUGCAACAGGAUUUAUAUGUAUACAUAAGUUACAAUUGUGACCAUCAACAAUUUUACUGAAUCUAUGGCAACACCGAACAAACUUAAGUCAUUAUGAAUUUAUAUAUUAAUACUAGACACCUUAAAGAUAACGUGGACUAAAGAUCUUUGUUUCUUUACUAGCUUCUCCUGGUGCACACAGGACAUUAACUGCUCUGGUCAUGUGACAAUUUGCACUAACCAUGUGAAACUGCACAUAGUCUAAUGUGAUCGGUGAGAUUAAAUGGGUUAAUGAUUAGAUUAAAUACCACUAUAAUAGCCAAUAAACUAAUCUAAGAGGAGCAACAGCUGAAUGUUAUUCUAAUGAAAACUGGUUUAUCUCAUUUUUAUCUCAACUGUUGGUUUAUCUCAACAGUUCUCUGUCUGUUCUUCUGUUUUGGAAAAUAUUAAAAUAAGGGAUGUGUACAUACACUGGACACACGGUCCACUAGACCAGAAGGUCUGACUAGACCAAUUUGUCUACUUGAAUCUUUUUACGUUUGCUUGUUUUUCUCAGUUUGUAAAGUGUGUGAGAUAUUAAAAAUGAAAUGAAUAGUAUGAGAAUGACGUUCGCAUGGUCACAACUACAGGUGUAAAUCGAUUUGUUUUCCAAGUGUACUUAUUGAGUCAAAUAAAUAAGUAUUAUAUCUGAAAAUAAUUAGCACCUGUA
Carassius gibelio (silver crucian carp) is the source of this 5465-nucleotide messenger RNA. Its product is annotated as heparan-sulfate 6-O-sulfotransferase 3-B-like. The record is from RefSeq and is a predicted model, not a curated record. The coding region runs from base 425 to 1699 and encodes 424 amino acids. The transcript is spliced from 2 exons. NCBI's taxonomy places the organism in Eukaryota, Metazoa, Chordata, Actinopteri, Cypriniformes, Cyprinidae. Gene Ontology annotation, molecular function: heparan sulfate 6-sulfotransferase activity. Gene Ontology annotation, cellular component: membrane.